ACGACCGAAAAUAGCGAAGGAGGAAACAAAACAACGCCAAAUCGACUCUGAUAAAAUAGGGCCAAAGUUACCGGAGUUAAGAGUGUGUCGUUAUGCUCUAGAAACCUUUAGAAGUGAGGAGCAAAAUGCACUGCUAAUUCCCUUUGCUCUUAUCUUCCUGUCUCUUACUGCAUAGAAUGAAUCCAAAACACAAUUUGCAUUGCUGCAAAACCUCUCUAAAUAGAGUUUAUCCUGCUGGAUUUGCUCUGGUUUCUUCCUAUGAUUCCAUGCAGCUGCUUGCUUUGCUAAAACCAAAUCCUGGACACAACAGCUAAGCCACGAUAUCAACUCCAGCAGAAAACAUGCUAACAUUUGUCCUUCGGGGUGAAGUGACGUCCGGCUCUUCCAGCCCAGUGGCUGCAGCUUUGCUCUCAUCCUGGGGCAGACACACACACAGCGAUGAGGGGCAUGGCCUGGCACUGCCUGGCAGGCUGAGUGAGUGGGGAAUCCAGCCCUCGUUGUGGAGUAAGGACGAUGUCAUCCACUGGCUCAGGUGGGCAGAGAGGGAGUAUUGCCUUCAGCAAACGGAUGAAAGCAAGUUUGAAAUGAAUGGCAAAGCCCUGUGCAUCCUCACCAAGGACGACUUCAGGUUCCGCGCUCCUGGCUCAGGCGAUGUGUUGUAUGAAUUACUUCAGUACAUUAAGACUCAAAGAAGAGCUCUGAGGUACAGCCCUUUGCUGAAAUCACCCUUCCGAGAGGCCAAGGGCACAGGGGAAGGGCUCUGGAAGAUGUCCUGGGAUCCACCUCAGUGCAGCACGAGGUUUUCCCUUUCAGGGAUGGAUGACGGUGCAGAGGCUGCCCUGGCUGCUCCCUCACCCUGCCUGGAACACACUGAGCUGCCCCCAUCCCACAGCCUCCAUCAGCCCCUGAACCUCUCCCAUCCCAGCACUGAGGGCAGCUGCAGGGCAGAAUCCAUCCGCUUUUUUCCUACAGCCCCAUUGGCACCAGUGGAUGGGAAAAUCGCAGACUGCAGGCUGCUGUGGGAUUACAUCUACCAGCUCCUGUCUGACAGCCGCUACGAGCCCUACAUCAAGUGGGAGGACAAAGAGGCCAAGCUCUUCCGCAUCGUUAACCCCCAUGGACUCGCCCAUCUCUGGGGGAACCACAAGAACCGCAUGAACAUGACCUAUGAGAAGAUGUCCCGAGCGCUCAGACAUUACUACAAGCUUAACAUCAUCAAAAGGGAACCGGGGCAGAAGCUGCUGUUCAGAUUUCUGAAGACACCCGAGGAGAUCAUCCAGGAGAAAUCCAGCAGGCUGGAGCAGCUGGAGAACGAGGAGCAUGAGGAGCUCAGGGAAGAGCUGCUGGAGGUUUCAGUGCAGGACACCACGGAAAGCUGUGUGUGCAGUGCUGUGCAGGGGGACUUGUGCUCUGCUGGGAAGUGCCAGCACCUCCUGCUCCCUGCACAGAAGGCAGCAGAGGGGGUCCUGGAUUCCAAAAGUUGCCUUGAGCCAAAGCUGUGAUGCCUCGAAGCUGUUGGGAAAGGCUGCUUGGUUGUUGCAGUGAGAUGAACACACGUGCAGGGUCACCAGUGCACUGAUGUUGCCUUGACCUGCUGUAGGACUCACCCUGCAGAUGUGCUGUGCACUGUGAUCUGUCUCCUGUGGAGCUGGGAUUAGGGGUGGGAAUGUGCUGAAGAGAUGGUCUGAAUCCUGGCUGGAGCUUCAGGCUGUACAGAUGUUCUACUGGGUCUUGUUUUAACUGCUUUUAAUCACACUUUGUGUAACCAUACUGCUAAAUGAUGUGACACGAAA
This is a messenger RNA of Lagopus leucura (white-tailed ptarmigan), 1793 nucleotides long. RefSeq names its product ETS variant transcription factor 7 (gene ETV7). Gene Ontology annotation, molecular function: DNA-binding transcription factor activity, RNA polymerase II-specific; sequence-specific DNA binding. Gene Ontology annotation, cellular component: nucleus. The record is from RefSeq and is a predicted model, not a curated record. Lineage: Eukaryota; Metazoa; Chordata; Aves; Galliformes; Phasianidae. Gene Ontology annotation, biological process: regulation of transcription by RNA polymerase II; cell differentiation. The coding region runs from base 342 to 1502 and encodes 386 amino acids. The transcript is spliced from 8 exons.